CGCUUAAGAUCGCAUUUGGGUCAGUUAAUGGUAACUGGCUACCAAAGCAGCGUACAUACAUCGAGAGAAGUUGAAGCUGUGGGCGCCACGGCCGCGAUUAUGUACUUAUAGCUGAUCCGUCAGCCUUACACGACAACCUCCCACAAAAAUAUACACAAAGGGAUUAAUAUUUGAGGCAACGAUAGAUGCGGUGGGCGGGUUUUAAUUCGGAUCAGGGUUUGACGUGACUUGUGGUAGCCCUGUGACCCGAAUUCACCUAAACGGAUCGACUCUAUAUAUGGUAAAAGGAAAUGAAUUACGCACCCGCGUCAGAAUAAUUUCGAUAGAGAAAAUUCGUAAGUAUACCGUAGUACAAACGCAGAGGAGGAUUACGGCCAGCGAGAGUGUGGGACCCGAUCGGUUCAUCAUACCGGUCACUCGUCGUCUUAUCUUCGCUGCUCUUUUUCUCAUUUUAUACAUCCAUAUUCGCAAUACCGGUUGGUCGCUGCAGCGAUAUCGUACCGUCUCAGAGUCAGAAUCGGAAUAUUGACUUUGUGCUCUACUUUCUCCGAAGAUACCGAGAAAUCCAAAGAAGGAUGGAAUCGGAUCUUCUUGUAAAAAUUAAAAAAAAAAAAAACAUAAGACUCCGUCUACGGAAAAGAGAGUCUUCUAUAAUAGUUUCAAAAAACUGAAUAAACCAGCGGUUAUAAUGAACUAGAUUUCGGUGAUUUUGACCUAGUAGAUCUCGCUCCUUUUUUUAACAUUUCUAGCAACACGAUUCAGAGGUUUUUAAAUUAAAGAAUUAAUCUGGGCGUGUUCUUGUUAUAGGGCGGGAAGCAGAUAACGAAGCAAAACGGAAAAAUGACUCGAUUCGCCAAACGAACUUGAAUCGCGUUUAAUAUUCGUCCAUUUAUAUCUUGAAGGUAUACGUGAGACGAGGAAGCGCAGCGACGUAAGGCCCACGCCAUUGAUGCCUACGUAUAAUUACAAUAUCUCCAUAUCCACGUUUGCAACACACCUAAAGAGAAUUACUCGUGCCUAAUAUUUAUUUUAACUUCGUAUUCCCUACCUCUAUAUGACGUCAUAUACCAUUCGGCACACGCACCAACUCCACGAUUCAUCACUGUCAUUGAUAUACAUAUUAGUUUUUGUAUUACAUGAAUGGCGAGCGAUUAGGAUUCUCCGUAUUUCUGAUAUCCCGAAUGGAUAGAAAUUUAUCUCAGUCAUCUAAUUUGCCCGCGUGUCUUCGGGCAAAAGUCGGUAUCAUCUUUGCUUCAUCAUAUAUUCACCGUAUGUAUUUCACCCGUAGCUAUUUAUAGAACACAACGCUUUUACUCUUCGUGUAAAAAGAUACCUGCAAAAGAUGCGUGAUGUGAACAACUAAAUUGUCUCAUACCACCUGUGUUGGGGGAUAUGAAAAUAAAGUUUCACGUAUACGUCAGUCAAAAUUUGGGCUCGUCACCCUCAAUUGAAGCGGACUUUUUUCCUACCCUAAUGACUGCGUAUUUUCGCGAGCUUUCCCGCUUACAAUUAGUUCAUUUAUUUUUUCAAUUUCUUUUUUUUUCGGUUGCGAGUCUGCACCUCCCAAAUCCCUCAAAAUCUCAUAGAUUUGAAACCCGAUAAGGGAUUACGACAGGAUCCGUCCACGUACAGCGAUACUCCGUUAUUGCAGAGUUCGAUGAAAUUUAAGGUUUGAAUUUUGAUCGAUAGCUGGAUGCGAGACUCGGAUGAAUAGAAUUGAAAAAAAAUUGUAGACGUUGGGGGCUGCUGUGCGGAUCGAAUCGACGGGGAUGGGAAGAAGCCUACCAUCGAGGAGCAGCGGAGUUCGUUUUAUGAGGAACGCUCGAGUGGUUUCAUCGGUACGGGUAUAGCUAUACACGGGAAUUACUCUCGACGAUAUGAAUAAAUUUAACCGCAAUUUAUGCAUCCCUCUAAGUUUAGGGUAUCAAUUUAUCCCCUCUAGCGUCUCGUUAAAGUUUAUUCUAAAAAUGAGUGCACUGACAACGCGAGCAUCGCUCUUCAAAUCCGCUUAUACAUAAUAUAAAGGACUCACCUAUAAAUGAAAGAAAUUAAUCGGUGUACAUUGUGGAAUUCAAACAUAUUUUUGAAGAUCAACUACGCCUGUAAUAAUCUAAUUCCCAAGGCCAUUUUAUCCGUACUGUUUUCAUCUAUACAAUUCCAAUUCCUACAAAAAUUAGACUUAUUUUUCAAUUUUCUAAUUAUUUUUUAAUACUCGAUUGUAGUUCUAUAAAUAUGAUAAAAAAAAAACCGAAGAAUAAAAUCAUUACACGCGACGGGAGACAUCCGUGGCCCAGUUCAGCAUCGUUCAAUCUCCUCUCGCUCACCUGUCCACGUCGGUACUGAUUGGAAGUUGUUCCACUUUUCUUUCAAAACUCUCCACGUAUGCAAGUUUUAUUUUUUAUUGUCGUCGGGUAAACCAGAUACGUUGAAUUUGGAAUAAUCAUGCUGCACGUGAUUUUUCGAGUCCCAUUCCACUGUGUAUUUCAUCGACCUGUGCUUCCUAUUGACUGUUAUCUUGAAUCACAUCGCAGUCGGAAGAAAUCAUUCAUUGAUUUGUGGUGAAAAUAUUUGCAGACCGUGUGAACAUAAUAUUAUGAAAACAUUUGAAUUUUCCUUGUUAAAAUCAAGGAUAGCGUUUGAGGGAUGAAAAAUAAAGAUUGGGGGAUGUGAAGGAGCGUCGGGCGUACCGAGAGGCACGUGUGCCUGGGUAGAAUUGGAGUUGGGGGUCGGCCACAUUGAUUUUGUCAAGUGUAGCGCAUUGCGGAUGUCUCCCGUCGGUCUGGCUUCUUCUCCGAGACAAAAUAUAGAUUGCAUUAUUAUAUUAAGCCCCAUUGUCUCAAAGUUUUCUUCGACAUUCCACUUUUCAUACAGGUAUAAUCUAUAUACGCCUCAUUGUACCUCGAUAGAAAUAGUCCCCCGAUAUCGUUACAUGUAACGUUAUCGUCUCGAUGUAUUAUGGAAAAUACGCCAGUUUUAAUUACUGGCGAUAUUAGAACCACGUCAUCGCAAGGUACUAGAAAAUAUAAUAGACAGCGCGCUAAAUAAUGAUCAACAAUUGUUACCUAUGCAUCGCGUAAAUCGUAACACGCGGACAAAAGUAUUCUGAACGUUAAACUGCAGGCGCCUGUGGUCGAAAUGUUCACACGGAUUAUCCCAUUUUUUAUACUUGCGUGGGUAACGAUCAAUGGCGUCAGGGCGUUCGAGGACCUUGAAUGGAAGGCUCUCGGAGAUCCUCAUGCAAUGUGGACCAUCUUGACUAUGGAAAACCCAUAUUUAAACAUCCGAAAAGUAUUCAACGAAGACGAGGGUGCAGAUAAUAUUAUUUUGAAAUCUAUGUUUCUAGAUAUCUUGCAGGAGAUAACUCCAGAUCUAGGCUUGAAGUUAUGCGACCGGUGGAAUUACUUCAACUCGGUUGACGACGAAUGGCAUAGCAAUUCUAAUUAUUUAUGUUCUGCUCUGGAUGAACUAUUUGACAUAGACACCGACGAGCCGCGUCCUGAUGUCAUCCUUGGAUUGAGGGGUCGACGAUGUCCCUUACAACCAGGGACCAUCGAAAUCCCGGAUUUCACUUUCCGCCGAGCUGUGUUAGAAUAUUUCCCGGCAAAUUGUACCAAGUUACACUAUGUAGCCAGUAUCGAUUCUGCGGACAGCGAUGAAAACGUCGCCAAAUCACUCGUUCAUGUUUCUUCUACCUUUGUUGGCUGCUAGAUGCAAAAGUGAUUGAAAAUUAAUUAGCUGAUAUCGAUAAUAAUAAUCAUGGUUAUUACUUCGUGGAAAGCGAUGUUCACAAUGUGAAAAGGGAAAAAAUAUCUCCGCUGAAAUGAACACAGCGCUGAGUAAUUUCUGGUUUACUGAAAUCUGCUUCUGAGACUAGUAAUAAUAAGAAAUCGGGAAAAAUUCGA
Molecule: messenger RNA, 3902 nt
Organism: Athalia rosae (coleseed sawfly)
Lineage: Eukaryota; Metazoa; Arthropoda; Insecta; Hymenoptera; Athaliidae
Exons: 5
Coding region: 3136-3708 (190 amino acids)
Source: RefSeq, a predicted model, not a curated record